GUCUAGCAGACUCCAGGAGCACCUACAAAAGCAGCGGGACUUGGGUGAGCCACACGUUGCUAAACCUAGACAUGCGGCUGAUCGCCGUAGCAGCGUGUGCGUCUUAGACUUGCCACUUCCUCAGACCCUGCGCUGGCAGCCGCAGCGCUGUGACACCUGCAGAUUGCUGAGAAGUGGCCUCGCAGCUUUUGCAGUGACAGACGCUGACAUCAUGGACGCGGCUCCUACAGUUCUACGCCACGAUCCAAAGAGCCAAGGGGUCAAAGAAAAGCCUGUCUUCUUCACAAGGCCGUGGCUCCUGCACGUACUGCAGAACUUCAAUGAGUCACUGUCCGCGCGCCAAGUGAGGCGGACUCUCAUGCAGGUCUACAGCGCAAAUCUUUUGGCAAGCCAAUUUAAGGGGCCCUGUGUGUCAAUCUUCCAUGCUUUGCCAUCAUCACACGCCCUGCGCAGCGUCAUUCUCACAUCCUUGAACCAGUACUUGGACUCACGUGUGCGGCAGGUGCAGGCGCUGGUGUGUGUUUACUCCGGCCAACUAAUCCGUGGAGAUGGACAUUGGAAGCUGGCCCGGCUAGCAUGGACGGGGUUGGAUGGAGCUUUGUUGGCUCCGCCAACCAUUGCGCACGGGGAGAGCAUCGAGGAGUUGUUACUUGACUUGAGGCCGCUGAUGAUGGCUAUCAAGGAGCAUCGGAUGGCCGCUGGAUUGACCUUUGAGGAGAGUAUGGUCGUCGCGCACGCCACUGAUAGCUGGAGAAAACACAGGCAUAAACUUCAAAGCUUCUAUGAGGACAUCUACGCCGAGGGUAGAAUCAAGGCCAGGGCAGACACACCCAAGGCCGAAAGCGCCGUGGCCGAAGCUGGGGGUCAGCUCCUAGGCGCAUUGAUCACUGGGGAUCCACUCCAUGAUGUGAUCAACUUCCGCAAGCUUGUGGCUGCUCACGCCUGUGACGCCACCGACCUGAUCUAUGACCACCAAGACGUGAUGAAUCGGUUGUCAGCUAAGGUGGUGGAGGGCGAAACUACUCAGUGGCCAACUCCCCCGCCUUUGCCAGGCUAUGCGCAUUCCUUGCUUCGUAUGGGGAUUGAGCAGCCUGUCUCCACCUUCAAGGAUGCCAUGACCAAACGAGAGAAUGAACCCACGUGGAAGGAACUUUUUAAAGCAAACCCUCCCAGAGGAACGUUGGCCAGACUGGCGAGGAGGUGCCAGGCAACCUUGCACGAGAGCACAUGCUUUCGGAACUACGCCUCCGUCAAAGCAUUUAGGGCUGAAAUCAAACGAGUUCGAGCCUGGUACAGACGCCCGCGUCGGCAAUCCCGACCUUUCCGGGGAAUCAAGCGGAGUCGGGCCCAGAGAUUACACGUUCGUGGCAUUAAGAAGGUGUGGACAGGCAAGGUCGCAAAGCAUUACAGGAUCUUGCUCAAAAGCCGGGUGCCAGCCUUGUGGGCGUGGCGCCAAGUGGCCCUUGACGUGCACAACAUCAAGGUGCCCGUUCAAUCUGGCACCCAACCUACAGAAAGGCUUUGGAGCUGCCUGCUUGACAUGUUACCGGCAGCUGGUCGCACUGUUUCGGUACAGUGGUUCCAGAUGCUCUCUAAGCUAGCCUUCAUUCGCUACAACCAUGGGCAUUUUUGCCGGGGUAGCUUGCCCACAUGGUGCGAGCGGGAUUCGCUCCUUUUGCAACGAGGAGAUGCUUUGAGGGCUCUCCUUUUUGAUGAGGAUCCAGAUCUGGACCACUUGCUCCCGCUCAUGGAGCCCUUUUUGAAGGCCAACCCGUCGUAG
This is a messenger RNA of Durusdinium trenchii, 1780 nucleotides long. The record is from the annotation of a GenBank genome assembly. Lineage: Eukaryota; Dinophyceae; Suessiales; Symbiodiniaceae.